This is a messenger RNA of Prorocentrum cordatum, 392 nucleotides long. The record is from the annotation of a GenBank genome assembly. Lineage: Eukaryota; Dinophyceae; Prorocentrales; Prorocentraceae.
GUACCUUGGACCGUGUGGUCCGCGGUUGCAUUCGUCCUCAGCAUCAGCGUGCCCAUGGCGACCUCCAUCGGUGUGAGCUCCAAGCUGAAGUGUGCAGAUGACGACGCCCAAAUUAUUGCGCUGGCAAGCGGCAUCGGCGUCAGCAUCAGUGGUUGUGCUGAGGUGCAGCCUUACUGCGAGAACUCGAAGUAUGGCAGCACUGUGCAGGCGACCUGCCCUGCAACGUGUGGCCUCUGCAAGGUGGCCAGGCCCAGCAGCUCCCAGGCGGCGAAGGUGCUAAUGGACAGCUCCAGGGGCUCCCGGGACGCGGAUGAUCAGCAGUCUCUGGACAGGUCUUUGGCGGCGAAAGGGCCCGACCCGACGCCGAGACCGACGCCGUGGCCGACGCCGUG